Molecule: messenger RNA, 3423 nt
Organism: Aspergillus clavatus NRRL 1
Lineage: Eukaryota; Fungi; Ascomycota; Eurotiomycetes; Eurotiales; Aspergillaceae
Product: DDB1/RSE1 family protein
Exons: 5
Coding region: 1-3423 (1140 amino acids)
Biological process (GO): proteasome-mediated ubiquitin-dependent protein catabolic process; DNA repair
Cellular component (GO): nucleus; site of double-strand break
Molecular function (GO): nucleic acid binding; protein binding
Source: RefSeq, a predicted model, not a curated record
AUGGCCUACGUUGUACCGAUACAUCGAGCGAGCAGCAUCCGCCAUGCCCUGAAGCUGAAUUUCGUCAAUCCGGAGGAGGAUUGUCUGGUUGUUGCGAAAUCUAACCGUCUCGAAUUCUACGUUCCGACUCCCGAUGGACUCAAUCUCGUGACGUCUUGCGCCGCCUAUGCGAGGGUAACGAUGCUGGCGCGCCUUCCGGCGCCCGCCAACUCGCCUACCGACCAUCUCUUUGUCGGCACCGACCGGUACACAUAUUUCACGUUAUCCUGGGACAGUUCGAAAAACCAAGUUCGUACGGAAAGGGAAUAUGUCGAUAUAUCCGAUCCGUCGUCGCGGGAGUCGCAAACAGGAAACCGGUGCUUGAUCGAUCCAAGCGGGCGGUUCAUGACUCUGGAGAUCUAUGAAGGCGUCAUUGCAGUCGUGCCCAUCAUACAACUACCCAGCAAGAAACGAGGGAGGAAUGUCGCCUUGCCUUCGGGUCCGGAUGCACCGCGGGUGGGAGAGUUGGGUGAGCCGGCAACGGCCAGAAUAGAGGAGCUUUUUGUGCGGUCGUCGGCGUUCUUGCACGUGCAGGAGGGACUCCCGCGUCUGGCAUUGCUGUAUGAGGAUAAUCAGAAGAAAGUUAGGUUGAGGGUCAGAGAAUUGCAGUAUCAUGCUGCAACCGGGAGCACCAACAUUGCCGACGCAACAUUCGGGGAACCAGCAGACUUUACGCAGGAGCUGGAACUUGGGUCUUCGCACUUGAUACCAGUACCUGCGCCAUUAGGCGGUCUAUUGAUCCUUGGUGAAACGUCAAUCAAGUAUGUCGACGCUGAUAAUAAUGAGAUUAUAUCCCGCCCAUUGGAUGAGGCGACUAUUUUUGUAGCCUGGGAACAGGUUGAUAGUCAGCGGUGGUUGUUGGCUGAUGACUAUGGAAGGCUCUUUUUCUUGAUGUUGGUGCUGGACUCUGACAAUCAAGUCGAAAGCUGGAAGCUAGACCUGUUGGGCAAGACCUCCCGUGCAUCCGUCCUGGUCUAUCUUGGUGGAGGUGUUUUAUUUUUGGGCUCGCAUCAGGGAGACUCCCAAGUGUUGCGCAUCAGCAAUGGCUCUGUGGAUGUGGUUCAGACUCUGCCGAACAUCGCACCCAUAUUGGACUUUACAAUAAUGGAUCUUGGCAGUCGCACAAGUGAGAGCCAGACCCACGAGUUCUCCUCGGGUCAAGCACGAAUUGUUACUGGAUCAGGUGCCUUUGACGAUGGAACGCUUAGAAGUGUCCGCAGCGGUGUUGGGAUGGAGGAAUUAGGUGUUCUUGGAGAGAUGGACCAUAUUACAGAUCUAUGGGGCUUGCAAGUCGGCAGUAAGGGAGAUUUCUUGGAUAUAUUGUUGGUCACUUUCGUGGAUGAGACUAGAGUGUUCCACUUCAGUCCCGAUGGUGAGGUUGAAGAGAUGGACCAUUUCCUCGGAUUGAGUCUCUCAGAAAACACCCUUCUCGCCGCAAAUCUUCCUGGUGGACGGAUCCUCCAAGUCACUGAGCGAAGAGUACUUAUUGCCGAAGUGGAGGGUGGCAUGGUGACAUACGAAUGGACUCCGCCGAAUCAGCUCAUCAUAACGGCGGCUUCUACCAACAAUGAUAUGAUUGUCCUCGUCGCAGGUGGUGAGCUCGUGACGGUUCUCGAUAUUGGAAACGAAGUUCGGCUUGUAACGCAGAAGGACUUUGGUGCAAACAGCCAGAUAUCCGGUGUCACAGUACCAGCAUCGCCAACCGGAGUGUUCAUUGCAGGAUUUCCUCAGCUUGCGAAAGUGUCGGUAUUAAAACUUCAGGAUCUAGCAGAGGUUCAGUCGACAUCUGUCGGCCCUGCUGGUGAAGCAUUUCCUCGAUCUGUUCUUGUUGCAGACGUCCUGUCCGAUAGCCCGCCCACCUUGUUCAUCUCAAUGGCGGACGGCAGUGUGAUCACUUACUCAUUCAACCCCGACGACGUCUCAUUGACCGGUAUGACCAAGCUGAUUCUAGGCUCUGAGCAACCUACAUUCAAAAAGUUACCAAGAGGAGACGGCCUGUUCAAUGUCUUUGCGACUUGCGAGAAUCCAAGCAUGAUUUACGGAUCGGAGGGCCGCAUCAUUUAUUCUGCGGUCAACUCUGAAGGCGCUUCUCGGAUAUGUCAUCUCAACUCCGAAGCAUAUCCUGGGUCAAUUGCAGUAGCAACAUUGCAUGACCUGAAGAUUGCCCUGGUGGACAAAGAAAGGACGACGCAGAUUCAAACUCUCCCAAUUGGUGCAACUGUCCGCCGAGUGGCGUAUUCGCCGUCCGAGAAAGCGUUUGGUAUUGGCACUAUUGAACGAAAGCUCGUGGAUGGAGCAGAAAUUGUCAAGAGUGAGUUCAUGCUUGCUGACGAGAUCUUGUUCCGCCGACUCGAUGCUUUCGAGUUGCGUCCGGAAGAGUUGGUGGAAAGUGUCAUUCGCGCGGAGUUUCCAGUAGGCAAAGACGAGAAAAAUGGUGCUACAGUCAAGGAUCGGUUCAUUGUUGGUACCGCGUUUCUCGACGAUGAAGGGGAUGAAUCAAUCCGUGGUCGCAUUCUCAUCUUCGAGGUUGAUAAUGGCCGCAAGUUGACACAGGUUGCGGAAUUACCUGUCAAGGGAGCAUGCCGGGCGUUGGCAAUGCUAGGGAAUAGAAUCGUGGCUGCUCUCGUCAAGACUGUUGUCGUGUACAAGGCAGUCAGCAACAACUUCGGCGCCAUGAAGCUGGAAAAGCUUGCCAGCUACAGGACAUCGACAGCACCAGUGGACGUCACCGUGACAGGCAAUCUCAUCGCAGUUUCCGACCUUAUGAAGAGUGUAUGUCUUGUUGAAUAUAAAGAGGGAGAGGACGGUCUUCCCGAUACACUGACGGAAGUGGCGCGUCACUUCCAGACCGUUUGGGCCACUGGUGUUGCCUGUAUCGCACAAGAUACGUUCUUGGAAAGUGAUGCAGAGGGCAAUCUAAUCAUCCUUUGCCGAAACACGACCGGCGUGGAGGAAGACGACAAACGUCGACUAGAGGUGACUGGUGAGAUCUCGCUGGGUGAGAUGGUCAAUCGCAUCAGACCAGUCAACAUCCAGCAGCUAACAAGUGUGGCUGUUACGCCGAGAGCAUUCCUGGCAACUGUGGAAGGCUCAAUCUACCUGUUUGCUAUGAUCAAUCCUGACCAUCAGGAUUUCCUGAUGCGCCUGCAAGCGACCAUUGCCGGAAAGGUGGAAUUGGUCGGAAACAUGCCAUUCAACGAAUUCCGAGGCUUCCACAGUAUGGUUCGUGAGGCACAGGAGCCCUAUCGGUUUGUGGAUGGAGAGCUUAUCGAGCGAUUCCUUGCCUGUGAGCCGAGCGUGCAGGAGGAGAUUGUGAGUAUAGUGGGAAAGAUGACCGUGGACGAAGUGAAAAGCAUGAUAGAGGCAUUGAGGCGAUUGCAUUAG